Molecule: messenger RNA, 990 nt
Organism: Tetrahymena thermophila SB210
Lineage: Eukaryota; Ciliophora; Oligohymenophorea; Hymenostomatida; Tetrahymenidae
Exons: 12
Biological process (GO): activation of GTPase activity; nucleocytoplasmic transport
Cellular component (GO): cytosol; perinuclear region of cytoplasm; nucleus
Molecular function (GO): small GTPase binding; GTPase activator activity
Source: RefSeq, a predicted model, not a curated record
AUGAUAAAAUAAACUUAAUAUUUUAAUAGCCUAGAAUAAUUUUUAAGUUCGUUAUUAUCAUCUCACACCAACCUUGAUAUAAUACUAUAAAAUUAAUAGCUAUCUGAAAAAAAAAUAUCAGAUUUAAGCUCAGCAUUCGCAAAGUGUAGUCAACUCUCAAAUUUGAUAAUUGAUGUCUAAUUUAAUGAAAUUGAUGGAUUUCUUGCAUCUUGUUUAGGUUCUGCAUUAACAAGUAUUAAGAGCCUGUAAUAUUUAAGUCUGGACAUUUGUGCCAAUAACCUUGGUGAAGAGGGUGCUUUAGCUCUAGGUUCUUCUUUAGCAAGAUGUUAAUCUCUCUAAAAAUUAAUAAUUAACCUUUCUAAUAAUAAAUUGUGUGAAAAAGGUGCACAAGCCUUUGUUUUUGCAUUAGCAAAAUGCAAAAGUCUUCUUCAUUUAGAAAUUUUCUUUAGAUAUAAUUAAAUGGGAGCAAAGGGAGCAUCUAAUUUUAAGAAUGCUAUAGAAUAGCUCACUAAUAUCUAAACUUUAAACCUAAACCUCUUUGGGAAUCAAAUUGGAGAAUAGGGUGUUAUAGAUAUGUGCUCUGGAUUGCAAAAUUUAGCUAAUCUCUCAAAAUUAGAAAUAUACCUAUAACAAGAGUUGAUUGGUGAUAAAGGUGCUUAAGGUAUGGGUUUAGCAUUAUCAAAAUGCGCUAAUCUCUAAAGUUUGAAACUCUAUCUAUAUGGCAAUUAAAUUACUGAUUUUGGAGCAUAAAAUUUAAUUUCUUGUUUAGCAAAAAGCAGCAGUAUCUAUAGUUUAUCACUUGACUUAUCAAAAAACGAAAUUAGUAAUGAUGAAAUAACAAAUUUUAUAGCAGCUUUGAAAAAUUUAAUUAAUCUCUAAUGUUUUGAACUCAAUUUAUGGAAAAAUUAUAUUAAUUAAAAGUCAGAAUCAAAAUUAAGAAGUAAUAUGCUCAAAAUUAACAGAUUAGUUUUUUAAAAUAUCUCUUUUUGA